GCUGCCGUGGAAAUUUCUUCCACGUGGGAGUUUCCACGUGGUUCGUGUGCAAACCUAAGCUGACGUCACAGCACUGCUUCCAUAGAAAUAUAUAGGUGCAACGUUAGGUGAAUACAAGGAACCCUCGUGUAGUUUUUCUGCGUUUUUGCGAAAGAUAAGUGAGAAAUGUGAUAUAGUGCAGUAUAUAUACAUUAGUGAGGAUUCAUAGUGUUUAUUUAGUGCACACACGUUAUACGCACAUGCCACGAUAGCUCAUCACUUUGAGGGUAACGCAGUAACACAACAUCAAUACAAAGUCACGAAAGAUUUUUCCAAACAUUCGUCACUUGGCACAGUUUGUUUUACAGUAAUAGCAUUAUCAAUAUCGUUGGCACAAUAAUACAGGUAAAAAAAUGACAAAAUUCAUCAACAACAUGUCAUAUCCAAGAUGUUCAUUUAUGAUAAAAGACAACAUUAUAAUGGGCAAAAAAGUUGGAUGUGAUGGCUUGGAAUCCAUGAAUAUUGGAAAACUAAUUUUACAAACUCUUAAUUCUGAUCUGAACUAUGUUGCACAGGUGGAUGCAGAAACGGGAAGAGAAAUAACAUUUACGGAAAUAAGAAACAAUAGUGUGAAAUUAGCGAUCUGGAUGAAAUUUGAAGAGGUUUAUCCAGGGGACUUAAUAGGAAUAUGCACGGAUUAUCCUGUGAUGCUGUAUGCCAUUUUGGCGUGCUUAUAUAUCGGUGCUGUUCCGAUAGUGCGACAAUACAAUAAAUGCACAGACUUGGAAACUUCAUGUGAUUUUGCGCGUGUCAAUCCGAAAAUUUUAUUCGUCAAUAGAAUACAGAGCAAGGAGUGCGAAUCUACCAAAAAUUCUAAAAUAAAUAAUUUUGAGAUGGUUUCAUCAUUGAUAGUUCCCGGAUCAUCACGAUUUUUGUACAAAAAGUUUAGUUUUGCUUACGAUGUUCUCAUUGCCAAUAUAGACAAAUGUUACAACGUGAACAAUAUCGAAAUGUUUGAUUGCACGGAAUUAGAUGACUUUAGACUACAAACUGCGAUGAUAGUAUAUACUCGCGGUAUUGAAGGUCCAGCUAAAGCCGUGAAGAUACCUCAUAAAGCAAUCAUAGCUCCAGUAAUCUACGAAGUGUUUAGUGUAUUGCCCGGUAACGUAGGCAUGUUGAUGGAACAUCACUUUCUGUAUCUUAAUUUGAUACUGACCAUUCAGUCGAUAUUGAUGUACAAGCGAAUAGUUAUAUUUAAGGAAGGCGACAUGAUGAAAUUUUGGAGAGCUAUAGAGAUAUACAAGGUAAACUGGGUGCGACUUGAAACUAAUAUGUCUCAAGCAAUCCUAAAUUCUAUAGACUCUCUCACGGCUGACAUUUCUUCUUUGAAAACGUUAAUUUUCAGCGGUUCAAGUAUGAAAUAUUGUAUUCAAGCAGAUCUCGACAGGUUGUUGCCAGAAACCUCUGUCAUAUCAUUAUAUGGUACGACGGAAACAGGUAUAAUCUCUUUUCAAAGAUUUAACAGAAAAUGCGGAUCUAGCGGAAAAGUGGGUAGGAAUAUUAAUUUCAUGAUCACCGACAUUUCUGGAACAGUAUUAGCUUCUAAUAUACCUGGUAAAAUCUGGUGCAAAUGUUACGGUAUGUCAAAUACAUAUUAUGACGCCAACAUAGUUUCUAUCCAAAUAACAAAUGAUAAAGGAUGGUACGAUACCGGAGAUAUAGGCUACUACGACGAUGAUGGUGACAUUUAUGUUAUUAAUCGAGCCGCGGAUCUUGUCUGUUUUAAAGAAACCUAUUACUCGCCAACAAUAGUUGAGAAUCUAAUAAAAGAACAUCCUAAUGUGGAUGAUGUCGCUGUAGUGGAAAAGCCAAACAACACCAAUGAGCAAGUUCUAGUGGCGUUUAUUACGGAAAAGACGGGAAAACAUGUGGAAAAACAAGAAAUAAUAAAUAUAACGACAAAUAUAACGUGGACCUGCAUGAAACUUCACGAUGUGCUACUGUUGGAUAAAAUGUGGUAUCGAUUGGAUGGAAAUAUCGAUCGUAAUUAUCUUCGUUAUAAGGCAAAUUUUGGAGACACCUUCAUAUCAUAAUAGAUAUAUAUUCAUUGAAAUCAACAAUUAUAUAAUAAUAUUAAAAGUAAACUUGUUUUUAUAAGUAUGAAUAAACUUUUGCAGUAUUGCUAUAGUAUUGAUUAGAAUAGCGUGAAAUCAAAGAAUCACGAAAACAUUUUACAAAAUUAACUCUUUUCAAGAAACUUGCGCGAAGAAAUCAUUGUGUAAAGUCUGUAUAUAUCUUAGGAUAAUAACUUUUCAAUCAUUACAUCAGAAGAUUUAAUGUACAAUGGAGUUUUUCAAUUUUUGUGCAUUGCGCAAAACUCAUAUUUCGUGUGCAUUCCUGAGGUUGUUAUGAUGGAGUUUCCAGAAGAUCCAUCUUACUUGAAGAAUAAGUGAUAUGAUAUCGCCGACAUCUCGACAAUUAAUUAUAAAUAAACCACUUAUUUCUCAUGGAAGAUAGUUGAGUGUAAACUCACAAAUAUAACAUUCUCGCACGAUUACGAAAUAUUCAAAAGAUCGUAGUUUGUUACAGUUUUACC
Odontomachus brunneus is the source of this 2575-nucleotide messenger RNA. Its product is annotated as 4-coumarate--CoA ligase 4-like. The record is from RefSeq and is a predicted model, not a curated record. Gene Ontology annotation, molecular function: long-chain fatty acid-CoA ligase activity. Gene Ontology annotation, biological process: long-chain fatty acid metabolic process; fatty-acyl-CoA biosynthetic process. Lineage: Eukaryota; Metazoa; Arthropoda; Insecta; Hymenoptera; Formicidae. The coding region runs from base 393 to 2072 and encodes 559 amino acids. The transcript is spliced from 10 exons.